GUUUAUGAACGCGGUUGCUUUCCGAUGCCCGUGGCCGUGAGUAGAGUUAACAAUUUCUAUUCCGUUAAUUCGGUACUAUACCAAACGAACAAAUCAGAUCAGCUUGAGGUACCGGACCGAAAUGUUCCGAUACUAGUCAAUCAAAGUCCACAAUUAACUCAACUGGGCUGGGCUCGUAGUUGCCUCAACUCUUCAUUAAAAAAAUAAAAAAUAAAUGGGGACUCAAUCAAUUACGCAAGUUCCAGUAUUUCUUUCUCCAUGCAGCUCUGCUUUCUGUUCGGUGUUCGUGAUCUGUCUCAUUGUUCUUGCCAUCAAUCUUCUUCUCUUUACGAUUCAAUAAGCUGCAUUUUCACGUAGGAUAUCAAUCAGUGAAACAGAAGAGAACGGUAAAAUGGAGUGGUCCACAGUUCAGCACCUAGAUCUACGCCACGUCGGUCGCGGCGAUAACAAACCGUUGCAGCCACAUGCCGCUGCGUUUCACCAUAAUCAGGCGCUCAUCUCCGUGGCUAUCGGAACCUACAUCACUGAAUUUGAUACUUUAACUGGAUGCAAGAUUGCUUCUAUUGACAUUGGUUCACCUCCUGUUCGCAUGGCUUAUUGUCCUACCAGCAGCCAUGCUGUUGUCGCUGUUCUUGAGGAUUGUACAAUUAGGUCCUGCGAUUUUGACACUGAGCAAACUUUUGUGCUGCAUUCACCUGAAAAGAAAUCGGAAAAAAUUUCCAUUGAUACAGAAGUUCAUCUUGCAUUGACACCUCUCCAACCGGUUGCAUUUUUUGGUUUUCACAGGAGGAUGAGUGUAACUGUUGUUGGAACUGUUGAAGGAGGAAGGGCUCCUACAAAAAUAAAGACAGACUUGAAGAAGCCAAUUGUUAAUCUAGCUUGCCAUCCCCGUCUACCAGUACUGUAUGUAGCUUAUGCAGAUGGUUUGAUCCGAGCAUACAACAUUCAUACAUAUGCCGUUCAUUACACAUUACAAUUUGAUAAUACAAUUAAACUUAUUGGUGCUGGUGCAUUUGCUUUUCACCCAACAUUGGAAUGGAUUUUUAUUGGUGAUAGGCGAGGUCUGCUUUUAGCAUGGGAUGUAUCAACAGAGAGACCUACUAUGAUUGGAAUUACACAAGUGGGUUCCCAACCAAUAAUCUCAGUUGAUUGGCUUCCUUUGUUGCAUUUAGUUCUCACGCUUUCCAAGGAUGGUUCUCUUCAAGUUUGGAAAACAAGAGUGAUGCUUAAUCCUAAUAGACCUCCUAUGCAAGCAAAUUUUUUUGAGCUUGCCUCAAUUGAAUCAAUAGAUAUCCCUCGAAUUCUAUCCCAGCAAGGUGGAGAAGCAGUUUAUCCCUUACCACGAGUUAGAGCUAUAGAAGUUCACCCAAAAUUAAAUUUAGCAGCUCUAUUGUUUGCGAAUUUGACGGUUGGUGACAAUAUUAAGAAUAGGGCUGCAUACGCUAGGGAAGGAAGGAAACAGCUCUUUGCUGUCUUGCAAAGUGCAAGGGGAUCUUCAGCAUCUUUUUUAAAGGAAAAGCUGUCAUCCAUGGGCUCAUCUGGAAUUUUAGCUGAUCAUCAACUUCAAGCACAAUUGCAAGAGCAUCAUCUGAAGGGCCACAAUCACUUGACGAUUGCAGAUAUUGCAAGGAAGGCCUUUCUUUAUAGUCAUUUCAUGGAAGGUCAUGCCAAAAGUGCUCCAAUAUCUCGGCUGCCUCUCAUCACUAUUCUGGACACUAAACAUCCACUGAAAGACAUUCCUGUUUGUCAGCCAUUUCAUUUGGAGCUCAAUUUCUUCAAUAGAGAGAACCGGGUUCUUCAUUAUCCUGUCAGGGCCUUUUAUUUAGAUGGCUUAAAUAUAAUGGCAUAUAAUCUCUGUUCUGGAGUUGAUAGUAUCUACAAGAAACUUUACACUUCGAUUCCAAGCAAUGUGGAAUAUUAUCCAAAGUACAUGGUUUACAGUAAAAAACAACAGCUUUUUCUAGUUGUUUAUGAGUUCAGUGGUGCUACAAAUGAGGUUGUCCUCUAUCGAGAAAAUGUUGAUUCCCAGUUAGCCAACAGUAAAAGUAGCACUGUCAAAGGACGAGAUGCAGCAUUUAUCGGGCCCAAUGAAAAUCAAUUUGCAAUUCUUGAUGAAGACAAGACUGGAUUGGCUUUAUACAUUCUUCUGGGGGUGGGCUCACAAGAAGAUGAUGAAAGGAACCCAUCAGCAGAUUCCAAUGUUGGUUCUGUUCGAGGUCCUGUGCAGUUUAUGUUUGAAAGUGAAGUUGAUCGCAUCUUUUCCUCUCCAAUAGAUUCAACUUUGAUUUUUGCAUGUAAUGGUAAUCAAAUUGGGUCAGCAAAGUUGAUUCAAGGAUACCGCCUUUCAACUUCAGAUGGUCAUUAUAUACCAACAAAAACCAAAGGGAAAAAGUCUAUCAAGUUGAAAGUUAAUGAAACUGUGCUUCAGGUACAUUGGCAAGAGACUCAGAGAGGCUAUGUUGCAGGAAUUUUAACUACUCAAAGAGUACUUAUAGUUUCGGCUGAUCUUGACAUUUUGGCAAGCAGUUCCACAAAAUUUGAUAAAGGACUUCCUUCAUAUAGAUCCCUCUUGUGGGUUGGGCCAGCGCUUCUAUUUUCUACAGCUACUGCAAUUAGUGUGCUAGGCUGGGAUGGGAAAGUUAGGACCAUUCUCUCAAUCAGUAUGCCAAAUUCAGUUUUGGCUGGUGCUCUAAAUGAUCGCUUAUUGAUCGUAAACCCAACAGAUAUCAGUCCCAAACAAAAGAAAGGUUUUGAGGUUAAGAGUUGUCUUGUUGGGCUUCUUGAACCUCUUCUUAUUGGGUUUGCGACAAUGCAACAAUAUUUUGAGCAGAAGCUUGAUCUAUCUGAAAUAUUGUAUCAAAUAACAUCAAGAUUUGACAGCUUGCGUAUAACUCCCCGGUCUCUUGAUAUUCUUGCCAAAGGUCCUCCUGUCUGUGGAGACCUUGCUGUAUCAUUAUCUCAAGCUGGACCACAGUUCACUCAGGUGUUGCGGGGCAUAUAUGCAAUUAAAGCUCUCCGGUUUUCUACUGCACUAUCUGUUCUGAAAGAUGAGUUUUUGCGCUCUAGGGAUUAUCCAAAAUGUCCUCCAACCUCGCAUUUAUUCCAUCGCUUUCGGCAAUUGGGAUAUGCCUGUAUAAAGUAUGGGCAGUUUGACAGUGCCAAAGAAACUUUUGAAGUUAUAGCAGACUAUGAAAGCGUGCUUGAUAUGUUCAUAUGCCACCUUAAUCCGAGUGCAAUGCGCCGUCUUGCUGAAAGAAUGGAAGAAGAGGGAGCUAAUUCAGAGUUAAGGCGAUAUUGUGAAAGGAUUUUGAGAGUCCGCUCUACUGGAUGGACACAAGGCAUUUUUGCCAACUUUGCUGCGGAGAGUAUGGUUCCAAAAGGACCUGAAUGGGGUGGUGGGAACUGGGAAAUCAAAACUCCUACUAACUUGAAGAGUAUACCUCAGUGGGAGCUGGCUGCAGAAGUGGUGCCGUAUAUGAGGAAUGAUGAUGGUCCCAUACCAUCUAUUAUUUCUGAUCAUAUUGGUGUUUACCUGGGUUCAAUCAAGGGAAGAGGCAAUAUUGUCGAAGUGACAGAAACAAGCUUGGUUAAACCUUUCAUGCCUGCAGGAGCUGACAAUAAACCUAAUGGACUUCACACUCCUUUAGCUAAUUCUGUGUCUAUUAAAUCAAAGGGAGCACCUGAUGGUGAUUCCAAGGUCAGUUCAUUGAUGGGUCUGGAAACACUUACCGGUCAAUAUGCUGGUUCCACUGCUGCUGAUGAACAGGCUAAAGCUGAAGAAGAAUUUAAGAAAACAAUGUAUGGUGCGACUGCUGAUGGUAGCAGCAGUGACGAGGAGGGAGCAUCAAAAGCCAAAAAAUUACAAAUUAGAAUACGAGAUAAGCCUAUUGAGUCUGCUACAGUAGAUGUCAAUAGGAUUAAAGAAGCUACGAAGCAGUUUAAACUUGGUGAUGGGUUGGGCCCACCUAUGAGGUCUAAGUCAGUAAGUAUUGGAUCUCAGGACCUUGGUCAGAUUUUAUUCCAACCUUCUCCUGUUACCAGUGGAAGUGCAGCCGCACCUACAGUUUCUGCUGCUGUUGACCCAUUUGGUACUGAAUCUUGGGCACAACCUCCAUCAGUAUCACAGCCAGCUCCUAUGGCUGCAGGUACAGGAGCUCCAUCUCAACCUAUUCCCGAAGAUUUUUUCCAGAAUACAAUUUCGUCACUUCAAGUUGCUGCCUCUCUGCCUCUUCCUGGAACUUCUUAUCUUGCAAAAUAUGAACAAGCUGCUAGAGGCAUUGAAAGUGGCAAGGUAACACCUAACCAGGCAAGUUCAUCUCCCACUGAUAUCAGUCUCGCUGGUGGUGUUGUUCCCCCACAAGCUCUUCAACAACAUGCUAUUCCAGUUGAGUCCAUUGGACUUCCAGAUGGUGGUGUUCCACCACAAUCUUCUGGGCAGGCUCCUUUCCUUUCUCAACCUCAGUUUCAAGCUACUCAGGUCCCACCUUCCGCGCAGCCUCUUGAUCUCAGUGCCCUUGGAGUUCCUGAUUCUGGAAAACCCACCACUACCCGUCCAGUUUCUCCACCAGCAUCAGUACGCCCUGGACAGGUUCCUCACGGGGCCGCUGCUCCAGUAUGUUUCAAGAGUGGUCUUGCUCACCUUGAGCAGAAUCAACUUCCAGAUGCACUAUCCUGUUUUGACGAAGCUUUCCUUGCAUUAGCUAAGGAUCAGUCUCGAGGUGCUGAUGUAAAAGCUCAAGCAAACAUCUGUGCACAGUACAAGAUAGCUGUCACUCUUCUGCAGGAAAUUGCACGGCUGCAGAAAGUUCAAGGGCCUAGUGCAAUCAGUGCAAAAGAAGAAAUGGCGAGAUUAUCGCGUCAUUUAGGCUCUCUAUCUCUCCAGACAAAGCACCGGAUAAAUUGCAUUCGAACUGCCAUCAAACGGAACAUGGAUGUUCAGAAUUUUGGAUAUGCCAAACAGAUGCUCGAGCUCCUUCUGUCCAAAGCUCCUCCAAGUAAACGGGAUGAGUUGAGGAGUUUGAUCGACAUGUGUGUUGAGAGGGGCUUGACCAACAAUUCUAUCGAUCCAUUGGAAGAUCCCUCUCAAUUUUGUGCCGCCACACUUAGCCGUCUAUCUACCAUUGGAUACGACGUAUGUGAUCUUUGUGGGGCCAAGUUUUCUGCGCUCUCAACACCGGGAUGCAUUAUCUGCGGUAUGGGAAGUAUUAAAAGAUCAGAUGCAGUUGCAGGGCCUGUUACUUCACCAUUUGGCUGAGAUUGAAGAUCUGCAAAUUUUGCUUCAUCGUCCGAUUAGGGCUUCUUACUUUCACCCUCCCAUACCAUACCACUGAUUUCGGAAAUAAUUAUUCGAAGAAUGAGCCAUGUAGUCUAUAGAAAGGUAGACAGCAUUGCUAAUUGGUGUAUAGUGCAAGCUUAAUUUGUUUGUAAAUCAUUCUUUUCUCCUUUCACAUAGUUUACCACUGUAAAGUACAUAAAAAAUAUAUUUUAUGUUAUUUUAUAAACAUUAAUUUUGUUCAUUUUACAAUACCUUUCAUCGAAUUUAGAAUCAAUCUAGUUGUUUUGUGUUAAAAUAUUA
Messenger RNA from Mangifera indica (mango), 5575 nucleotides. RefSeq lists its product as uncharacterized. The coding region runs from base 392 to 5254 and encodes 1620 amino acids. The record is from RefSeq and is a predicted model, not a curated record. Gene Ontology annotation, molecular function: protein binding. Lineage: Eukaryota; Viridiplantae; Streptophyta; Magnoliopsida; Sapindales; Anacardiaceae. The transcript is spliced from 25 exons. Gene Ontology annotation, biological process: autophagosome assembly. Gene Ontology annotation, cellular component: autophagosome membrane.